GCGUGAGCCGAACGAGGCGGGCGAGCGGUCGGUGGGUGCAAAGUGGAGGAAAAAUAUAUUUUUAAAAUAAUAAUAAUAAUCGACCCGAAAGACUUACAAAGAAACUCUCAAGACAAAUCGUACCUCCCACCAUGGUCCAGCAAGCGGAAAGUCCAGAAUCGGAGAACAACCUGCCCAGAGAAGCGAUGGAUACCGAAGAAGGGGAGUUUAUGGCGUGCAGCCCGGUAGCGCUGGAUGAGAGCGAUCCGGAUUGGUGCAAAACGGCCUCGGGGCACAUCAAGAGACCGAUGAACGCCUUCAUGGUGUGGUCCAAGAUCGAGCGAAGAAAAAUCAUGGAGCAGUCGCCGGACAUGCACAACGCCGAGAUCUCCAAGCGCCUGGGCAAGCGGUGGAAAAUGCUCAAGGACAGCGAAAAGAUCCCGUUCAUCCGGGAAGCCGAAAGACUGCGCCUUAAACACAUGGCCGAUUAUCCCGAUUACAAAUACAGGCCGAGGAAAAAGCCCAAAAUAGACCCGUCCGCCAAACCCAGCGCUAACCACAGCCCGGAGAAAAACACACCCACCAGUACCGGCAGCGGCAACAGCAACGGCGGCAAGAGCGCCAAAAGCUCCAGUAAGAAAUGUAGCAAAGGGAAAACCACCUCCUCCUCCUCUUCCUCCUCCUCUUCCUCGUCGUCGUCUCCCCCGAAGGCCGGGACGAAGCUGGCUCCCCACCCGGGCGACUACGGGGGAGAGGAUUACCACCAAUUCGGGACGCUGAAAGUGAGCAGCAAGACCAUCAAGUGCGUCUUCAUGGACGAGGAUGAAGAGGAGGAGGAGGACGACGACGACUUGCAGCUGCGGAUCAAGCAGGAGGAGGACGACGACGAGGAGGAAGAGGACCACCAGCAGCAGCAGCAACAGCAGCAGCAGCAGCAGCAGCAGUUGAGGCGGUACAACGUAGCCAAAGUCCCGGCCAGCCCUACCUUGAGCUCCUCGGCAGAGUCCACCGAAGGGGCCAGCCUGUACGAAGAGGUGAGGGGGGGUGCCACCGCGCAUGGCGCCAGCGCCAGCAGACUCUACUACGGCUUCAAGAGUAUGCCCAAGAGCGCCCAGCAGCCCAGCCUGUCCCCGGCUUCUUCCCGGUCCGUCUCCACCUCCUCCUCCUCCUCUUCUUCCAGCAGCAGUAGCGAAGAGGCGGACGACCUGAUGUUUGACUUGAGCUUGAAUUUCUCCCAGCACACUCACGCCGCCUCGGAGAUGGGCGUGAGCUCCGCGGCGGGCAACCUGUCCCUUUCCCUCGUGGAUAAGGAUUUGGAUUCGUUCAGCGAGGGUAGCUUGGGCUCUCACUUCGAGUUCCCCGAUUACUGCACCCCGGAGCUGAGCGAGAUGAUCGCAGGCGACUGGCUGGAAGCGAACUUUUCCGACUUGGUUUUCACUUACUGAAGAAGCGAGAGAGGGCGGGAGGGAGAGAGGAAGCAAGAGGAAAAAGCGACGGGCAGGCGAACAGGCUGAGAGAGAGAGAGAGAGAGAUAUCAAAAGGACUGAGAAAAAAAAAAGAAAAAAAUCGGUAAUGGAAAGUUGAUGCUAGUGAUUUACGCUUAA
Molecule: messenger RNA, 1583 nt
Organism: Pseudonaja textilis
Lineage: Eukaryota; Metazoa; Chordata; Lepidosauria; Squamata; Elapidae
Gene: SOX11
Product: SRY-box transcription factor 11
Biological process (GO): camera-type eye morphogenesis; neuron differentiation; brain development
Cellular component (GO): nucleus
Molecular function (GO): RNA polymerase II cis-regulatory region sequence-specific DNA binding; DNA-binding transcription activator activity, RNA polymerase II-specific
Source: RefSeq, a predicted model, not a curated record